Myotis myotis is the source of this 838-nucleotide messenger RNA. Its product is annotated as testisin-like. The transcript has 4 exons. Gene Ontology annotation, biological process: proteolysis. NCBI's taxonomy places the organism in Eukaryota, Metazoa, Chordata, Mammalia, Chiroptera, Vespertilionidae. The record is from RefSeq and is a predicted model, not a curated record. Gene Ontology annotation, molecular function: serine-type endopeptidase activity.
AUGUCCGUCUGUCCCCCCCAGAGCCUUGUGGCCGCCGGAACGUCCACUCGCUCAUAGUGGGCGGAAUGGAGUCAGCUCGCGGGCGCUGGCCGUGGCAGACACAGGGAUCCGUCGAAUUGGGUGGCCCAGUUUGGUGAGCUGUCUUCCAGGCCGUCUCUCUGGAACUUGGGGGCCAUCGCCCACCGUUUCAGCGUGCAGGACAUUAUCGUGUACCCUCGCUUCAAGGAGUCGCUCAACGACAUCGCCUUGCUGAGGCUGACCGCCUCUGUCACCUACAACAAGUACAUCCAGCCCAUCUGUGUUAUGGCCUCCGCCUUCGAAUUCCAGAGCCAGAGUAACUGCUGGGUGACCGGCUGGGGGCACAUCCGUGAGAAUAAAAAGCUGCCAGCUCCCUACAUCCUCCAGGAAGUACGGGUCUCCAUCAUAAACAACUCCCGGUGUAACGACCUGUUCCGACAGCCCAAUUUCUUCUAUAGACUGGCAGAUGACGUGAUUUGUGCUGGCUCUGAGGAUGGCAAACAUGACGCCUGCGAAGGUGACUCAGGCGGACCCUUGACCUGUGAGAAGAAUGGACUGUGGACUCAGAUUGGAAUCGUGAGCUGGGGAAUAGGCUGUGGUCGGCCCAACCGACCCGGUGUCUACACCAACAUCAGUAGAUACUUCAGCUGGAUCCAGAAGCACACGGCCCACAGCGCACCCAGGCCAGACCCCUUCCCACUACUGCUGCUCCUCCCUCUGCUCUGGGCUGCCCCACUCGUGUAGCUGACCUGCACAGCUGGCCCUGUAAGGGUGCAGGAGUUACCACAGCACUGGGCACAUUCACCCAGGGCUGUGGACA